Messenger RNA from Perkinsus marinus ATCC 50983, 666 nucleotides. RefSeq names its product Curved DNA-binding protein, putative. The transcript is spliced from 6 exons. The record is from RefSeq and is a predicted model, not a curated record. Bases 1 to 666 code for a protein of 221 amino acids. Lineage: Eukaryota; Perkinsozoa; Perkinsida; Perkinsidae.
AUGUCGGAUUCAGAAUAUGAAGAUGAGGUUACUGACCUUUCCAACCCUGACGUCACUACUAAGUAUAUUACCGCUGCUGGCAUCACCAACAAGGCAUUAGAGCUCGUCAUGAACGCUGUCAAGCCCGGUGCUGACGUGUAUGAGUUAUGCCGACUCGGUGAUGACUUUAUUGAGGAACAGACGGCUAAGUUGUAUAAUAAGAAGGUUAAGGGCUCUGUAGUCCCCAAGGGUAUUGCUUUCCCGACAUGCAUCAGCAUCAACGAAGUCGCCGGUCACUUCAGUCCACUUGAAGGGGAGUCGGUCACUAUCAAGGAAGGAGAUGUCGUCAAGGUCGAUCUUGCUGUCCAAAUUGAUGGUUUCAUCACAGCUGCUGCUAACACAGUCCUCGCGGGUGAUGCUAAAGUCUCUGGCAAGGCGGCUGAUGUCGUCAUGGCCGCCCAUACUGCUGCUGAGGCCGUCCUUAGGAAGGUCAAACUCGGGAACACCAAUACUGACAUCACCAACUUGAUGCAACAAGUCGCUGAUGAGUUCGGCGUUCAGCCCAUCCGAGGUGUCCUUAGUCAUCAGNNNNCCCACACUUCUACUCAAAAGUCGCAUUCAAAUUAUCAUGACGUAGAAUCGAACAACGGCCUACCUCCUGCUCCAACUCAGCAAUCAUACGAUUAA